This is a messenger RNA of Oikopleura dioica, 11073 nucleotides long. Lineage: Eukaryota; Metazoa; Chordata; Appendicularia; Copelata; Oikopleuridae. The record is from the annotation of a GenBank genome assembly.
AUGAAGGACUGGUCGGAAUGGGCCAAGUUCUACAUCGUGACGUUCGUUUCCGGCUUGUGGAUCAUCUACCUGACUUUCUACAACUCGCGCCUCUUCGGAUGGUUCAUUUCAAAGUACUUCGCCUUCAAAGGACAGUCCAUUUCUUUCGGCAGUUUCUCAAUCAACCUCUUGGGCGGGAAAAUCAUGUUUCGCAAUUUACGAUACGGCACUUCCGAUUAUACAGUCACGGUCAACGAUGGCUUCUUGAUAUUUCGUUGGUGGUUGCCUCAUCCCAUUAUAGCGCCUGAAACGAGCCAAAACGUCAAGGAAAAAGGACGCAUCCGACGAAACAAGAAGACUUCUCGAGUUUACAUUCAACUCAGCGGCUGCGACUGGAAUUACUUCUACAAUGAAUCGGUUCACGGGGAGAAGCGGGAUAAUUCGAAUCCUGAGCAGGCAGUUUCGAAGUGGUGGGAUGAAAUUUACGACUUGUGUCCCUACUUUGAAAUCAACGUUCUCUACGGCCGAAUCAUCAUGGGAAACAAAACGCUGCCGUACUCGAUCGUCUGCUCUUUGUCGGAAGGAAUGUUCCAGUACCGAAAACCGGACAAGAAACUGCGCCAGAGCUUCGAAGGCGACGCCCGUAAUUUCGAAGUGAUGUUCGUCCCUUCCAGUGGCUAUGAAGGACCAGACAAGGAUGACAAGCCGAUUCCCGGGACUGGCCAGCGCGUGUUUUCUGAUCAAAGCGAUCACCAACAUCGUAACUCGUAUCGCGAAAGAGGCGUUUACUCGGUCUGCGUCUCUCGAAAAGCCUCAGUGAAUUACUACUGGGACUUGUUGCCCAGCGAAGUGCAUUCGGAUUCGCACCCGCUCGUCUCCGAAGACCCAGAAUGGGGUGUUUCGCUGCAGCUCGCCAACAACUCGACAAUCAAUUGGGGUCCUUGGUGCGAUCGCCAGCGCGAGAAAAUCUGGCGUUUUUUCUUUCCAAUUGAGAAAAAAGAGUGGCAGCCACCAACGAGCCCUUCUCUUCGCCAAUUUCGUUUCGACUUCGAGUUCUCCACGCGGCUGGACAAGCGGCAGAAAGCCUCAAAAGCAAAAAACUUGACCAACAAGCUGAAUCUGGAAUUCCUCGGCAGCGAUGGCCACACAAAGCAAUUACAAGUGCAAGCAGGAAGUGGAAGUUCUAUGAGCUCGAUUUCGCCUUAUUUUCCAAAAGAAGUUGAUGAGAGUGGAAUGCAGUUCCACAUGCCUAUCCAUCUGGUGGACGCAAAGAUCACUCUUCAAUCAGAGCACUUGAAACGCUUCGUCCACGCCAAAGAACUGUCCGUAACGCUUGAUACGCUGACCCCGACGUUUUUCAACCGUCACCAAAUUUGGUCCUUCGAAGUCAACGUCCGCGAGAGCUCGUUGCUCUUUGUCUGGCCCAUCAAGGAGUUCAUGACCGAAUUCAUCAACGACUGGAGUCCUGAUCAACCGCUCGAUAUUGUCCACUACGUUCCAGUCACCUACGAAUUCAAAAUUCGAUUCCACCAUCUCGAAGUGCUCCUUCCAGUCAACGAAUACAACUACGUCGACUGCCAGAAUCCUGUUCCGGAGAGUGCAAAUAGCACAUCCAGCGUAGAAAUCGUAUUUAACAUCGUGACACGACACGGGUCUAUUGCGAUUUUCGUCCCUCCCUGUGCUCCCGCGCAUCACAUUCAAAAAGCAUCGCACAAGGCUCAAGAAAGUUUCCAACGCUCUUUGGGCCAGAAUCGCGUGCUCGUCUACGACGCCGAUUACUGGCGCGAAAUUACAAAGGCGGAAAAUGGCUUCGUCGAACUCGGUUCCUUCAACAAGCUGAAUUUAACCUUCGAGUACAAAUGGAACUGCGACUACAUGCCCCAUCCCAAGUAUAGAAAGAAGGUCAAGGUCCAGUACGAUCCGAUGCUGCUCGAAGCUGACUUCCUUAGAGCGAAAAUACUCGCCGAGCAAAUUGAACCCGUCGCGUUUGGAACGCUCAUUCCAGUCCUGCUCAAUGUUAAAGAAAACGUCCUCGGUUUCUGGGAUCAAGUGACGCCUUUCGUCAAGGAGUCUAGUAACGAAUGCGAGAUCGUUGAAAUCAACACCAAUACGGUAACAGACUUCAAGCAGAACGAGAAGGAUUGGAUCCGUCCCUUCCGUGCCUUUUCCGUCGUCGUCGAAGUCGAACUACGGGAUUUAACUGCGCGUCUGCCUCUGCCACCAAACUCGAGUCUUCAAAACGGCGGUCCUUUGGUGAAACUCGACUUUUUGAUCUUUGAGCUUGACAAGCACUACACCAGCACACGGAUGCAACUGACCCUGUCAGAAAUCGAAGUAACUUUCGGCCACAAAUAUGCGGAUCUCCACCUCUCGGGCUUGCAAUAUCGAGGGAGCGCGUUUUUCUCCGCUGAAGGAUUGCCUCUCACUGCGCCGACUUUGGAAUACGCGUGGAUGCAAGAAAUUGAAAUCGGAAAACUCUCCGGAGAGCUUAAAAUCGAAGACGUCGUGAAUUUGGGACUGUGGCUCGAUCAAGUGAUUCUCUGCGUUGCGGACAAGGCGUAUGAGCUCAAGGCACCCUAUGAACUGAAAAUCGGCGAUGAAAUGAAAUACGAAAAGACAAAAGUCUCCUGGCUCGGGCUCGACGUAACAGCCGUCUGCAAAAGUGCCAAAGUAAAUGCCUCCGUUGCUAAGUCGUCCGUUUCGAUCAACAAUCUUCGCUGCGACGAUCGUGGCGGCUUUGUCUGCGCAAACUUGGGUGUCAUUUCAGUCCAAGUGGCCCUUUGCUACGAGAAUCAGUGGCUGCAAGCAGGACUGCUUCAGCUUCCCAAGUCAGAAAUCGCCGUCGAACUGGGCAUUGUGGAAAGUGAGCUGCACGAACAAGACACGUGGCUGAGAAAACACGACCGGAAGAGAAAACGCUUGGAUUUCCUCUGGGACAGUAAUUCCAGAGAAGCGGUUUAUCGAACAUCGCUAAAAGACUCGUGGGGUUGUUCCUGGUUCGAUCCUGAUGAAAACUCGCCAGCAGAAGUGAUGCUCGACGGUGUCGUCCAGCGUGGAAAGAGCUUGAUCCAAGACACGGUUUUGGUCGAUCUGGAGCAGAAGUUCCAAAAGCGCCCGUUCUGCAGCCGCCUGACAGCUACUUCUAUCGCGCAGAGCACUGGAAGCAUCAGCCCCGAUGGGCCUUUUGCUCGCUCGUCUUUCCGAAGCUCGUACGGGCUCCUUCAGCCGACUGAAUCGGGCGACUCCACGAAGCUCAAGUCGAACUCAAUCUUCGGCGGAACCGGACGAAUGAGCUCAAAAAGUUCUCGCGAUGGCUCGCUGGAUCGAGCAAGAGCGGAAUCCGCUUCUCGCCUUCCUGGAGGGAUUCUAAAAGCACGAACACCGAUCAGUCAAGAUGGCAUUUAUGGGCAACCCGGAUUGAUUUCGAAUGAAAUGAGUCUCAAGGAAAACGCAGAAUCGACAAGCGCUCUGGAUAAAAUCUCAGUCAAGAGCUUCAAAAGUGCUAAAACUACGGCCAGCUCCGUCACUGAAGGAUUUCAUUCUGCCUUGAGCUCGAGCUUCGGCUCAAGCGAUACCAUCGAUCAGUUCUACUCGGCAGAUGAAGGGGAAGACGGGGAAGAAGAUGAUGUCGAAACUGGAGAGACUACGAUGGAGAAUCAACUGUUGAACAAACAGCACACUUCGUUGUCUCCACAUUCGCACUCGAGAAACACCAGUUUCAACGAGAGCAUUAUCUCCAACAGGACCCUAGAACGGAAUGACUCGCGAGGCUCCCGCCGCUCCCGCUCAAAGCGAAUGUCAAAAGAAUCAAGCCAGGGCAGUUCACGAGUCAGCCAACAUCGCCUCAGAACAGAAUCAAGAAGCUCCAGAGCUUCUAUUAAAAAUGAAUCGCGAACUCGUCAACGUCCUUCUAAUCUUCCUCUUCACACGAUUGCGUCUCCGAUUCAAGCGGAUGAGAUCGAUCAUGAAAUGUAUGACAAAGUGCUGCCGAUUUUGGACGAGGAUAUGACGAUCAAAGAGUGUAGCAAUCGAGUCUGCAGCGGAAUAGUGAUCAGAGAUGCAAAACGCGGCGUAGACUUUGAGCCAGAAUCUCCGCGCGUUUCUCAGAAACAAUCCGUCACGGACAGGAACGCAACGAAGCUCAAUGUAACUCUCAAUUCCGUGGAGAACACCUCAGCUGUGGACGUCUUUGCGACGCCGCUUUGCUUGGCCGCAGUUCGCCAUGCCCUAGAAGACAUCGAAUCGGUCGUUCAGCGACUUCACUAUUCAACGAUUACGUCGAUUCUAAUGGCCAAGGUCGUCGACGAACACAUUAAGAACGACGAUGAGGAUAUUACGGAGGAACGAAAGAGCCCCCUUCAACUCAACUUCAAAAUUCAAAACAUCAAAAUCGGUCUCUGCCAAGUGGCCCAAAACAUCAACGAAAGCGGCACUUCGUUUCAGAAGCCGAUGCCGUGUGCCACACUUCUCGUCGCGUGGAUGGAGCAAGUCGACGUUUCCGCCAAUUUGAAGCAAGAAAACAAAAACAUCAUCGCUUCAGCCUCCUUCAGAAGACUUCACUUGCAGCUGCGAGCAAACUCUAUUGACGGGCAGGAACCGGAAAGAACAACGGUCGUUUGCCUCCAAGAAACAUCGCAGAGAUCGCCAAAGUCCGUCUCCGUCGCCUUCAAAUGCGAAAACGAUUGGGGAUGGAUCAUGGCAGAAGCAGGCAUCGACGGGAUCAAACUAAAAGGAGAAAGGCUUAUUUCAAAAGCGCAGAUGAACAUGAACAUCGAAAAGAUCUGGUUCUUGGCAGCUGCUCCGUCGAGUCUCUCGCGUGCCACGCGCCAGUGGAGUCUUCUAUCGACCGCUUCUUAUGGGGCCUCGAGCUGGGUAGAACGCUUGGAAGAUAUUUCGAACGAAAUCGCGCACAUCAGAGAAGACGUCAUAAACCAACGAUGCAAGGUGAUUGUUGCUCCGCUAGCGCACCGAGUUGCCAUGACGGAGAAAACGGACAAAGAAAGUCUCUUCAACUUCAACAUCCGAAAACUGAUCGACAACAUUAACGAUCUCUCCGUCACCGGCGGCGGGACACUACCCCUGACGAGAACUGCCAAAGCGUUGCGGAAGAACGUAGCCUUCUGCGCUGCGGCCUCGAACGUCUAUCUACUCUCGUUGCCAGAAUUCGUGAAAGAGAUCUUCCGCGACGGGUCAGACGAGGCUGAGUACUUCCUGGAACCGAAUCAACCGACUACGAGCUAUACCAACUUGAAAAUCCCGAAGUCCCAAACUCUCAAACGAGCCCUUCUCAUCGUCUGUCAAAAGUGGCAAAAGGAGAUGGAAAGCUACGGAAAGGAGAAACACUGGCCCGAGUACACGGACAAUAUGUUUGAUGUUCUCAGAAUGCCGAAACUGCCAGUAGACAAUAUUCACACCGAAGCAUCGCGGAGACCGACCAAGGUGCAAACAUUUAAUCACAACUACUCGUUGCCCCGAGAAGGGGUCGAGUCCAUCAUCAAAAUGAAGUCGAUUCUCGAUUACUGCCAUGUACCAGUUGACAACGAUCCGGAAACAUUCACCAGUCUUUAUAAAGAAGAAAUAAGCCAGUGCAAGAUCAAUGCCAAUUUGUCCAGUUUCCAGGUCUUUAUCAAAGAAACCGAAAAGCGCCGAACGCGGCGGGUGCGUGCCUUUGCGCUCGAAAACCAACCGGUGCUCAAGCUCGACCAAAUCAAAGUCAACGGCUGCCUGGACAUUCCCAACACGGAACUCGAAAAGCUGCAAAAUGUCCCCCCAAAGGUUUCUGUUUCGCUUGAUAUUUCCGAAAUUUCGCAGCGGUUGGACAUGAGCCUCGUCCGUUUAAUCGUUCAAGUGAACGGAGUCGUGGACAAUAUCGCCCGGGCGAAGAUGGACCAUCGCAUUGGACGAAUGGAAGAAAGAUGUAACGAUGAGCAUUUGAAUUAUCCGAGCUCGCUUUGCUCAUCCGAAGACUCAAUCGACAUCCACCAGGAAAUCAGCCACCAAGAGCAGCUCAACGACGGUGAAUUGUCGAGCAGAGACGAAGAUCCAGUCUGGCUGGUGUUCGUUUACAACGAUGGAUUGAACGUAGCAACUCAAGAAAGCACUGUAGAAACGAUGGAGAUCGAAAACGAAACUCCCAUUUCUCGCCUCGCCCGAUCAACAGUGAUUCAAGCAACGGAACUUCACCGCCCUGGUGGUAAAUUCCACUCAGAUAGCUCAGCUUCCAAUUUGGAGACGGAGACGACUCUCAGGGUGGAAGUUUCGUUUUCAAUUCGCACGACGCGUCUCUCCGCCGAUGUUGGUGGAUUGAGUCUAUCGAUUCAGCUCAACGCGCUCGACGGUUCCGUCAAUCUCGACCAGCUGAGAUACGUUCAAGAAGUGACCUUCGACGCGGAUAAUCGGGUCCAACCACUGCGCAUUUCUCCGAAUCUCGCAUCGCUCAAACUUUCAGUAAAAGUGAAACUAAAGUCGAUCAACAUCGAUUUCAUCGAAGCACAAAGUACUCAAGCCGUGCUCCAAGUUACUGUUGAUCGGUCGUUAUUCAACGCGCAUCCAAACACGCGCGAAAGUCAGAAGGUGAUCGACCUGAUCGCUGAAAUCGGAAAAGUGAAUCUGAAACUGCCCCUUCGUGUCCAAGAACUUCAUCAUAUCUUUUCAAGGACCUCACAGAAGCUGUUUCACCAAUUGAAAGACUUUGAAAGCUACCAGCCUGGCAUCAUCAUCGACACGCCGGAUUUCGAUGCUCCUAAGCUCCCUCCAGCAGGAUUGCCAGUUACGGACGGACAACUCAGUCCUCAACUCGGGUCGGAGAGCUCAAAAAGCUCGCGAUCCUCCACGAUGCCGUUGAUCUUCAAGGUCGUCUUCAAAGGCUUUUUCAUGAAAAUCAAUCUGCUACAGUCGGUCACUGCUAAUUACGAAGUCGGCCCAAUAACGUCGAAUGGUGAAUGGAAUCCUAGUUCUGUAAAGACAACUCUCGGCUCUAGCCAAAAAGUCCUGAUGACCUCCAGCUUGAAAGUAACAGAACACAAGAUCAGCAUUUUGGGCGAAUUUCGAACGGCCGAUCACGAAGAAAAGAUCUCGCAAAAGAUCGUCUUCCCCUCGAUCGAGGUCGAUCUAGACCUGAAAAAGGAUGGGGCCGAGCUACUUAGCGGGCGCUGCGAAAUCGAAAAAUUCCAACAGGAUUUGACGACGGAUUUGCUAAACAUUCUUCUCUCCUGCGUUGAAGAGUUGAAGUCGGAAGUGACUGAUAUUCUCAACAAGUUGAAAACAGAGGAGCCGUUCCCUGCUCUUGGAUUUCAAACAGCUGCAACUUCUGCAUCGACGCCUAAAGAACUGACGCCCGUGACACCGAUGAAAUACUCCUUCAAAAUCCAGAUGAAAGGAAUAAACGUCGAGGCUUCUACACCAACCGGGAACAUUGUCAAGCUCGAUGUACCUGUAAUAAACUCAUUUAUCGCAAACUUCGAGGAUGAAGGAACCAAGUCGCCAGUUACCUACAACUUCCUUACUUCCCAGGCCGACAAAAUCAUCAUCAACGGCGACGUGGAGCUCAAACUAGCCCUAAUUUGCCAGGAAAAGAAGAUGGCUUCCUUCGACGCGCGAGUGAACAUUCACAACACGAACGAAAGCGCAGAAGAUGUGCUCCUCGUGACGCUCAAGAGCCCGGUCGUCUUUAUCCAUGCAAAUGCGAUCGAUCGCGCCAUUCUAGUCUAUUUGAACUAUCGCUCGUCCUAUAACGUCUGGAAGGAAGAAAUUGAAAAGGCUCAAGGUCAAAGUGGCAUUUCCGCGAUGCGAAAUCGUGGUGUUCAGGGACAGAUUGAUCCGGCUCAAGGGGGCAACCCUCUUCACCCGACAAAAGGAGGAAGCAGCAAAAACACGCCCCAGGAGCCUUCGAAACUCUUCAUUAACUUGACAGUUAACGACUUUAAAGUGAAAAUGCCGCUAAUCGACAUGAAACAUGAAGUGACACGGUCAAGCCACGUCCUCGUCCUCACCAUUUCUCACGUAAAUGUUUGCGGAACUGUCGGCGAUUUGUCCGCUUUCAAGGGCAAAUUCACAGGUUUUGAGUUGCUCUUCGAUAGGGAAGGACAACCACGUGAACUAAAGAUGAAUUGCUGUGAAGUGAAAGAAGGCGGAAUCGAAAUCGUUUCGGGCACGGAGCACUCGGAUUCGAAUUUGUCAUCGAAUUCGAGCGUUACCGGAGUUUGGAAUUUAAUGAUCAGUUGGAACAUGAUGGGAUUGGAUGGCAAGUUCGACACUCAAAUCGGAACGCUCUUCUCUCGCCUGGGAAAAACGCUGACAACGUUUUCCGACGAAGCAGCAGUUUCAGAAGGAUCGAAAGCGCGACUUAAAGAACUGCGGGAUAAGUACAACACUGGAACGAAGACAUUGGAGGAUUUGAAGCAACUCGGCGCGACGAAAAGCAUCAUCAGAGACGAGGAAGAAGCGCUGAGGGAGAUCGAGAAGGAAUAUAAGAAAGAGUACAUUCUACUCAAGCGGCGACCAGAGCCAGAAAAUGGCGGAAAUGGUCAAAAUCAAGGAAAAACUCAAGGAGGCAAUUCAAGCAACAGUGGCGAGGGAGAAAUCGAGCUGAUUUUGAAUGCGACGAUCACGAUCAAAACAGGAAAACUGGAAUGCUAUCCAGUCGACGUCUUGGGAGGUGUCCCAGGUGGAAGCUCCAAGAAACUCGAUCACUUUGCGCUCGAAAGCGAGCGAAAGCGAAAUUCGGCGAUGAACUCGACUGACUCUAGCGUUACAACUUUUCUUCUUCCUGCAUUGGACGUCGAUUUGAACUACAUGUCGCAUGGAAGCGGGGAAACUCAUCGCCGCGCGAAGCUUUACUCAAACGUCGUUAUCGGCUCCAUGCCCAAAGAGAUGAGCAUUUCGCCCUUGUUCCUCGAAUAUCUCAGUCAAACUUUAGACAUUCUGGACGAGAACGAAGUCUACACUGGCAAGGAGCCGGAAGACCCGGAUCAAAUCGAUCUACGAAGCGGCGCCGAUCACAACUUCGAGCAAAGUUCAGUCCAGUCUUUCCCCGUCGACGUCGUCGUCCACGCCAAAGUGAAGCCCUCGACCGUCCUGUUCUCUUGUCAACCUAAAGCAAAGGUCGAGUGCACGCUCCGAGUACCGCUGACAAACAUGGUCUUCUCGUCAGCGCCGUCGGCUGACGCGAAGAAGUCCGGAUUGAAUUUGGCGAUUCAACUGUCUGAUUUCGCUCUCCGUGUGAACCAUCCUUACGAAAACUCGUCAAAAGGAUGUUUCCACUUGAAUUUCGAAGGCAUUUCAAUCAACAUUUUGAGACAGCACGUCUCCGAAAAGCUCCUCACAAUUUCUGUCAUCUCCGACAUUGGCCAGGCAAAUAUCAACUACGACAUGAGACGUCUGUCAGAAAUCCUCGGCUUUCCAAAAGCCUGGUACAACAGAUCCAUCGCGAGACGCCUUUUCCUCGGUGAAAGUAGCCGCGCAAAGCCGACAAACGAAGCUGCUCCCGUCCAGCCGAAUCAUAACAACGAAAACUGGGAAACUGCAGUCAGGGUUUCCACAGUUCUCCGAGAGCUACGAGUCGAUAUGAACAUCGGAAACGUUCUCGGCAAGACGGUUUGGGUGACGGAGCAGCUCGCAUAUCAUGGUGCUUUUGACAUGAGAAGCAGUAGAAAAAAUGACAUCAAGAAUUUGGUUUCUCUUGCAAAGACGAAGAUCGAGUCGCGAUCAGGACUCCUAGGAGGAGUGAUUUCGAUGAGUGGAUUUAAUGGUGCUUGCUUGUGGCGAGAACGAAGCACUCAAGAUUCAGCUCAUGAAAUGAAGGUCUCGCUGGAUGAAGUGAGCCUGCGAUUGGAAUACCACUCGACAGUAAUUCUACUUUCGAAGCUGAGCGAUGCACAACUGCUCGUCAUCGACGAGAGCUUGUUGGACGAGCGUCCUCCGCGGGCGAAGGCGAACAUCGACAUGCGCUGGGGCGAGUUCGAUCUUCUUCUUUGCAAGUCGACUUCGAAGAAUCUCGUCCAAGGCGGGCGCAAAGUCAAGGACUUCGUCAAGCAGCAGAUCAACACGGGCAGCGAGGCCUUCCGGAGCAUGUUCGCUCACAGCUCAAAUUACGAAGAAAAACGCCGCGGCCCUGUGGAAAAGUCGAACGACGACAAGUACCAGCGCCACUGGCCUCCGAUCUUUAAUCGCCACCCGGUUGCUUCAUAUCAGCUCGGCGGCGAGUCUCGCCUCCGCGGUCAGGAACUGUCAAUUGUCUGCUUCGACGGGGAUUUCCGAUCAGCCGAUCACUGGGUCGUCUUUUCCGUUCAUUUGCCAGAUAUUUCUUUCUCCAGCGAUGUUUACUCCGCGCCAGAAGAUGAUGCCCAAGAUCGUCUUAAUAUUUUCAUUUUCCAGACGUUCAUUUUCAACCUUGGCCGUGCUAUCGAACGCGUUCCCAACUUCGAAACCGACAAGCUCGGCGCCUUCGUGUUGCACGUUUCUCGCAACAAAGCCCGUCGCCCUGGUGCACAAGCCGACGUCCGCGACUGGAUCAACUACUCCGUUCCUGGGAUCAACGAGGCCGAGCCAGAAAAGAGUCGUGAAAACGUUCAUGUCAUUUUUGCUUUGCCGCAAACCGAAUUGACGCUCAAAACGGAGCAGAUUCAGCCACUGAAGCUCCCUGCUUUCCCGGAAGAAUCAAAAGUCAGCUGUGUCUUUGUGGCUGAAUUUCAUGAUCAACCGCUCAAGGUAACGAUGAGCACAAACGAGAUCAUCUUUUUGACAAACUUCGUGAGGGAGUACAUUCGAGAACACAAGUCCGUUCUUUCCAACGAAGAGCUGGGAGAUGGGGACGACGAGGAACUAGGAAAUUCGACGGAUCCGCGAGCGUACAUGUGCAGGACGUGGAAGCUGGACCCGCUGACUCGCUUCAUGUACAAACACACGGUGCUCGAGUGCCCAGGCGUAGACUCGAUUAUCAAGCAGCUAGGCUUCAAGCACGCUAAGCUGACAAUUCCAAAAUGGUUUCAACGCGGCUUGCUGGACAAACUAGACUCAACGCACGCGCUAUUCACUGCCCAACUACUUGACGUUUAUAGAAAAAUCAAAAAUCAAGCUAAACCCCAAUUGCAAUAA